CAGAAGAAUAAGGUGGCGCUCGAGAUACUGUCCUAUCAUAACACUAGUAAUAGCGAGGAACUGGAGCGCACACGGGAGGACGUCAUCAAAUUCAAGACACCCCAGGUCUUAGAUACAUCGUUUUCGCCCUACUAUUUGAGUGAUGACCACAAACUGUUGACUUCAAUCAAAGUGUUUGAGCAAAUCAGCGGAAUUCCUAAUCUGGACAACGAUGACCUCUACAGGUUCACGUUAAGCGUUCGCAAAAACUACCGGCGCGUUCCCUACCAUAACUGGACCCACGGAUUCAGUGUUGCCCACAGUCUAUACGUGUUUAUCCACGACUCUGACCGGUUCACCCGACUCGAGAAGUUGGCCUUUUUCGUGAGCGGCCUCUGCCAUGAUCUCGACCACAGGGGGACAACCAAUCAAUUUCUCAUCCACUCAUCCGCGCCGUUAGCCGCCAUAUACACCACAUCCCCAUUAGAGCACCACCACUAUAACCAAACCGUUCACAUAUUG
Molecule: messenger RNA, 501 nt
Organism: Oppiella nova
Lineage: Eukaryota; Metazoa; Arthropoda; Arachnida; Sarcoptiformes; Oppiidae
Source: the annotation of a GenBank genome assembly